GAGCAGGGGGCUGAGCUGAUCCCACGUGUGACGCUUUCAUUCCCGGCUCAGUAAUAUUCUCAUAGCGGGGCUUUGCAUAUCUCCUGCCGUAUCUGUGUGUGUCUGUCACUGUGACUGUAGUCCCAGCCUAUAGUUUGAAAUAGAUAUGGAAGGAGACGGGAGUCAAGCCACAUCCGGAAGCCUAAAUGAUUCACAACAUGACCCGGGUAAAAUGUUUAUCGGUGGCCUCAGCUGGCAAACCUCACCAGACAGCCUUAGAGACUAUUUUAGUAAAUUCGGAGAAAUAAGAGAAUGUAUGGUGAUGAGAGACCCCACGACAAAACGCUCAAGAGGAUUUGGGUUUGUUACGUUUACAGAUGCUGCCAGUGUAGAUAAAGUCUUAGCCCAACAACACCAUGAAUUAGACUCAAAGACGAUUGAUCCUAAGGUUGCCUUUCCUCGUCGCGCCCAGCCUAAGAUGGUCACAAGAACAAAGAAAAUAUUUGUGGGUGGCUUGUCAGCCAAUACGGUAGUGGAGGAUGUGAAGCAGUAUUUUGAACAGUUUGGGAAGGUUGAUGAUGCCAUGCUUAUGUUUGAUAAGACUACUAACAGACAUAGAGGAUUUGGUUUCAUAACUUUUGAGAGUGAAGACAUCGUAGAGAAAGUCUGUGAAAUUCAUUUUCAUGAAAUCAAUAACAAAAUGGUAGAAUGUAAGAAGGCCCAGCCCAAGGAGGUGAUGUUCCCACCUGGUACACGAGGGCGAGCCAGGGGUCUGCCCUACACCAUGGAUGCCUUCAUGCUGGGGAUGGGCAUGCUGAGUUACCCUAAUAUUGUGGCAACAUAUGGCCGCGGAUACACUGGAUUCGCACCCAGCUACAGCUACCAGUUCCCUGGCUUCCCAGCGACAGCGUACGGACCGGUGGCGGCAGCGGCGGUAGCAGCAGCGCGUGGCUCAGGUAGGGGGGCCCGUGGAAGAGGCGGCUACUUGGCGUACCCACAGAGCACAGGGCCAGGCCUCCCCGAUUACGGGUUUUACUCUGCGCCCAGUGACCAGAGGGGGGGGCCCUGCUCCUUUGCUGACUAUGGCUCCCUGGGGCCCCAAGCGGCUCAGAUGCUGCACAGUGAGCAUGCCACCUCCGCCUGCAACUCCCCCCUCCAGCACCUACACAGCCCGGAUCAAUUUAAGAACCCAGGCGCCAACCCAUCAAGGCCCGGAGGUUUCCCUGGUGCUAACAGUCCAGGGCCUGUGGCUGACCUGUACGGACCUAGCAGCCAGGAUUCGGCUGUGGGGAACUACAUCAGUGCUGCUAGCCCUCAACCUGGCUCUGGGUUUGGCCCCAGCAUCACAGGCCCGUUGAUUGCGACAGCUUUUACAAAUGGAUACCAUUGAACAGGUGGCCGGUUGCCAUCUCAUCAGAGCAGAGUUUAUCUGGUGGCCCAGGAAAGACAGGACGAAGUUUCUAAUUGGCUUUGUGUGCAGGUGAUGCUAUCCAACUUCAAGCACUACAGCGUCACCCAGGCAAAAAGAACGAAAGUCGGAACCAUAUGAAGAAGAAAAGAAAAUGUUAGUCAUCUCAGAAAAAUAACAACUGCUGUACUAUAAUCCAAACCUCCUAUAACUUUACAACCUGGUUUGGUAUGAUGUUUCACGUCAAUUUCAUUCAUCUAUUUCCUUCCUCUGUUAGCUUUUGUUUUGAUUAGUUUUUAGAAAGUCAUUUUAGUUUAACCUUCAUUUUGUGUCAUUUGAUUUUAUCUUAUAGUAUAUUUGUGUAAAUGGAUUUUGUUUGAAGUGCGGGGGUCAUAGCCAAGAAUAUCUGCAAGUCAUGUCUUCAUCUUUGUAUCGGUUAGUGUAAAGGAGAAAUGAUUGGAUGUUCCAUUCAGUCUUUCCGCAAAAAAAGAAGCUCAGUGUGGAGACAGAGAGGAAAAAAAAUACAAUUUUAAGGAAAACUUAAAGAGGGUAUCUAAGUAAUAAAUCUUAGUAGUUGUUUUAUUUCUUGUGAUGUCUCAUUGUUAACCAUAAUUACCUAUUUUUGGGCAAUACAAAGAGGACUCCAAUAUUUUUAUGGUCCUUUUUUAUAAGUGUUGUUUUUGUUGUUUAGAAAUAUAUAUAUAUGCUAUAACAAAUUUCAUAUAACUACAUUGUGAAUUCAAACUUGAGAAAAAUAAAUGUAGCUGUACAUAUUAUUCCAGUCACUGCAUAUAACCAACUCAGUGAGAGAAUAGCAUAUUUUUGUGAUGGUGUGUCAAAAGAACAUGUUAUAGCGUGUGAAUAGAAGAAAAAGCUGUAAACAGUUAUUAUUAUACUUUUUUCUGCUGGAAGACGGUAUAAUGACCCCAGAGACAAACAGAACACACUUGCUCUGUAAAUACUGAAGCUGAAUAAUUUUACAAGUGUCAUACCAGCAAAUUUACAAACGGUGAGUUAAGUCAACACAGUUUUAAGAACUAAAAGAAAAAGAGCCUGAUUGGUAUCUUUUGUCUAACUGUUAAGAUAUCCGUAUCAUUUCAAAGAGAGAGAGAAAAAAAAGAUGAUUUAAUCCAAAGCACACUGUACUUAGAUGUGAAGAUUAGAACUUGAACCAGGCAUUUUACAGUGCUCUGUGCAUCCUGACACUUUUAUACUCUUGAGAGGAACUUGUUAGUUGUAUGUUAUUGUUUGUUUCACCCUGCUUGUUCCUGAUUCAUUUUUGGAACACAAUAUCUGGGCUCUGUGCUAGAGCCUUUAUGUAAUGCUUGUUCUCUGAAUCAGUUCUUUUUGAAUGAAUUAGGAAAGUAAACAUUUUGAUACCAUACCUCAGCCUUUGUGAGUUCUAUUGUGGAAUCAUUGGCAGGUUUAAUUUAUUCUAGUGGCAAAACAAAUGAAAACACUGAAAGGUAAUAAAGCGAGUAAUCAUUGCACUGUGAGUAGUAAAGUACAGGCCAUUUUCCUAUUUGCACAUGUAUAUGUUGGCUUUUUAAAAACGGCCCUGUGCUUUGGGAUAGUAUGAAGGAUUUUUAGGCUGAUGUAUUCUCGACUAGACAAACGCUUCAAUGUUUUGAGGUGAGUUAACAGCUUGGGAAAUAGUAACUGAUAUGUUGCAGUGUACACUUGGAUUUCUUUAUAUAUUAGACACAUGUCUUAUCUAAAGAUAUUUAUACAGGGUCAGGAGAAGACACUGAAUUAUUCACUAUCUGUAGCUGCACCAGGUUUUACACAGAAUGUGUGGUUAAUGAUUUUACUCAUGACAAACAUUUAAUAAUAAUAUGCUCCAGAGUGCAGUCCAGUUUUUAAAAUCAUUGAUGGAAUGAAUGGUGUGUAUUCUGAAAUACUUUACCUGCUGCAGGUGUAUUUGUUGUUUUCAUUUUACCCACUUCUUGUCUCAUGUCUUUUAUUUCAAAACAACCAGGUAAAGAAAUAUGCUGGAUACUUCUAAAGUAAAUGAUAUGGAGGUGUUAUCAAGUAAUAAUUUAAAGAGUAAAGAAAAAAAACCCUUGUAAUGUUCAAAUGUAAAAGAAAAUAAGAAAUACACAACUAUAAAAAAAGAAAGAUGCUUCUUUGCUGAUUUCAAGUUUAAUCAGAGUUUUAUUGAUACUUUGUGGUUUAUAUAUUAAUAAUUGUAAUAUACUAUUAAAAUGUACUGUGCAUCCAUUGCUUUCUCUCUUUCCAUUCCCCAUCCUCAGAGAUCCUACUUCUUUUGUUGAUCAUUCAUGUAUUUCAUUAGUGUGUAAAGAAAUCACAGUUAACUUGUAAACAGAGUGCUGUCUUUGAUACCAGUGUAGUGGUCUUUGUUGUUCUCCCUUGCUCUACCUCUCCUUUCUCUCAUAUUUAUCCCUCUCCCUCUCGCGCUCUUUUUCUAUCUCCUGUAAUUACAAAGUAGAUGUUAUAUAGGACUCAUUAAUAUAAUACUUGUAGUGAAUAGUGGAUUUAGGACCAGUCAAGAUAGACCUUUCUCUAAAUGAUCAUGUUAUUCUGAUAUUUGCAGACAAUUAUUUUGAUAGAGGUUCAUUGUAAUUUAUUCCCUGUAUGUUUUAUUUUUGGUUUGGUUUUGCCACUCUCACAUGGUUUCAGCUAACCAAAGCUCUCAUGGAUGAACAAUAGAGAAACAGUUGCUGUAAGAUGGAAUUGUUCACAAGGCAUUAUUUGGAUCCCCACCCUUGAAUGUUUUAAAAGGGGUGUGCCAUACUACCUUAAAUGCUAACGCUAGAUAUGCAAAACUUUUAUUUUUUAUUAUUUUUUAAGAGGGACAUGAGCUAUAAUCAUGAGUUUUUAUGUAAAAAAAAAUUUCAUAUUUUUUUAAGAAACAUACCAAUGAUUACCACAAUAGUCAUAAUAUCAGGCAUAGUGCUGUUAAAAUAACCAGUUGUAUCUUUUAAUGUUUGUACACUUUGAAAAAAUCCCACAUGCCUCUGGCGCAGUUAUUUUUAGAUAAUUUUUCUCUUAUUUCUCUCAAAACUUGUAUUAAUAAUUCUAAUAAUUUAGAUUCUGGGAACUACAUUUUGUUUUAAUCCAUUAUCAAUGUUGUUCACACAUAUUGACAGUAUAGAGGCAUUGCUGUAUAAAUAAAAAAGACCUACUGCAAAAGACUCCAUUAAACCGAAAACCUCUGGCUCUUAACGAAUAUUACCAGGUGUUAAAGGAUGAGGUGUGGAUCAAGGCUGAUUAAUAGAUGGUUAAAUUCAUGUCCCGACUUUGGACCAGCACCCUAAAGCUGUGAUUCAUUGAUAAGCUAAAUCAGAGCAGAAAAGAUUACAUUAAAACUUGAAUUUAAAUGCUCCCAAGUUUCCUCAAAAUACUAUGUCAAUGGAUGUCCAGUAUUUAAACCAAUUAGAUUUACACAAGCAGCUGUGUUUCAAGCAAAAACAAACCUAUUAUAAAGCCAAUUCAAUUUAGGAGCUCAAGCUGUGUGCACACUCCAACCACAGAUUGAGUUAUUCUGUCAGUAUAAUUUCAAUUAAACGUUAAAUUUAGGUUUUAUAUCCGUUAUUUAAUUUAUUUCACCUGAUGGGGUCUUAAAAUUGAAUACUGUUACAUUAAUAAAUAACAUUAGUGUCUAUUCAUUCUUCUCAUCCUGUAUAGACUGUCAGAUUACAUACAGUAUGUACAGUAAUGGCAGCUUUGUUAGUGACGCCAAUAGACAAAUUAUUCCAGUGAAUCCAGCAAGUAUACAGGACAUUGUGUUAUUUCAAAAUAAGCAAGGUAUCCCAAAAGACAAUGUCCACAUGUUUAGCAAGUCAAAUAAUAUUAAACUUUAUUGUAAAAUGAUAAAAGUAAUUUAUCACAUUGGACAAUACAGGAAAAAUAUAGUAUUUGCCCAAAACUAUAGAAAAACAAAGGUAGGCUAAAAAAAUAAUUUCUUCUUCAAAAAGUAACAUGUUCAAAAUAUUAAUGACUUUUAUUAACUUAUGUUCACCUCAUUUGCAUAUUUUAGUGUCAAAAAUAUCUCAACAGUAUACCAAUAAAUAUAAUAGGACUCAAUUAUGUAAGUGUACCAACUUCUGUGUAGUAAAGUUUUAUUCUGACAGGAUAAGAAGAAAGUGUUCCUCAGUUUAUUUGCAGCAUUGUCCCUUGAAUUUAUCUUAAUAUUUUCUCAAAUAAUAAACCUUAACUCAAACCACCUAUAAACCGAAACAAGAAGCUCAGGAGCUGCAUUUGACUCCAGUUUGGUUUCCAUUUCAUCUGAUAAACCAAUAACAGUGCGACAAGUAUAAAAUACACAUUUUGUUUGUUUCACUGUCGCAGCGCCUGGUGGCUCAUACUCUAUAAUGAACCCUUUUUGACUGAAAAAAUAAAACUUGAAAGGCUCCUUUUCCCUUACACAAUAUCAAAAUUGACUCUUCUACUGUUUUGUGAUCCUGUAGCUUGGACUUUAAGGUAGCAUGGCUCUGUUGCUGUAAUUUCAUUUUAUCUUAAACUGACAGCAGUUUACAGCUGAUGAAUGUUACACAUCUUAGUAGACUAGCUUAUCCAUUUGGGGAGAGGGGAGGGGUCUUGGUUUAAGAAAAAAUAAUCAAAAAAGAAAAAAAGUCAACCUGGAAGGUGUUGACAUUUGUAGUGUACUACCGUAUCCAUUUAAACUUGAAUCUUGAGGCAAGUGCUAGGCAAUGGCCAAACAAUUUAUCCCAUCCACUCUGGGGAAAAUCCCACCCUGAAACCACACGCACUUAUGAGAUUUCUGUCGUCUUGGAUUCGAUUCGUCUAUUUUAUGAAUAUGAACAACUGUCUCCCAAAAGCUGGGACAUCAGACAAGGACUGUUUCAGGCUCUGCUCCAUUUCCAAUUAAUUAGCCUGACUUUGAAGGCUCAUUGAACGUUCUUGAGCAUUUAUACCCAAAAGAGGCUUAUUCAUAGUGGUGCUAAUGGUUUUAAACCAGACAAUGUGCCCUUAUCUCUGAGAGAUACUGGAUACUGUCACAGUGACCACAAAGUUACUCUCCCAGUUCAGCGCCACCAUUUAUAGUGUCGGCUCUCUUGUUUCCGGAUAUAACAAAGAUCGCUUCAUGUUCACAAAUCUAGACUGAACUCUUCGAGGUGACAGAAAUAGCACAAGUUCAACUGUACUGUCGUGUUUUAGGGUGAAUUUCCCCUUCAGUCCAAACCAUUGCCAUCUCACCCAUGCUCAUUGCUAAAUAUAUACAUACAAUUGCAAUAUAUGCGUAUAGAUGAAUAUAUACUUGCAAUUUUCACUCAUUUGAACUUGUCUGAACAAUGUUAGACUGGAGACCUCAGCUGUAUACAGAAUAUCCCUCACACAGCUACACCCAGGUUCAUAUAGUCGUCAUUAUUAGCUUAUGUUCACCAACACGAGACUUCACCCCUGGCGUGUUGUCGAGUUUGGAGCAGACCGCAUGGCCUAGAGGGGAGCCUGGAAGCUCUUCAGACUGCAUGGAUGGCAGUGUGAGGCUCUGCUGUGCUUCCAUGUUUCUGCAGGCUGAGCACAGAGCUCUCUUCACUGCUGUCUGCCCAUUCCUAACACUUGCCCCUUUUUUUUAUGUUAACCGACUUUUUAUGGCGAGAGACAGACAGACUUGACUGACAUCUGAAAGCAUCUUUCAGGUUAUCAUAUGGCUUGCUUAAGCCCUGUUGUAAAAUAAACACAAAAAAAAACAUAAUAAUAAUGGAUGGGGGUCUCUCACAUAUCAAAUGUGGAAAGUCUAAUUUUAUAUUUGUAUUUUCAAAUAAUAAUAUUGACAAAAAAUGUCUGUGAAAGGUUUCCAUCCUCUACUGUGGUCCAGAAAUUGAUGUGUCUGUCUGGAAAAUAAAUAAAAUAAACUGAAUUGUUAUAUUA
Messenger RNA from Siniperca chuatsi (mandarin fish), 7243 nucleotides. Its product is annotated as RNA-binding protein Musashi homolog 2. The record is from RefSeq and is a predicted model, not a curated record. The transcript is spliced from 15 exons. Lineage: Eukaryota; Metazoa; Chordata; Actinopteri; Centrarchiformes; Sinipercidae. Bases 146 to 1369 code for a protein of 407 amino acids. Gene Ontology annotation, cellular component: cytoplasm. Gene Ontology annotation, molecular function: RNA binding.